Messenger RNA from Kwoniella botswanensis, 1725 nucleotides. RefSeq lists its product as uncharacterized. Bases 1 to 1725 code for a protein of 574 amino acids. The transcript has 14 exons. The record is from RefSeq and is a predicted model, not a curated record. NCBI's taxonomy places the organism in Eukaryota, Fungi, Basidiomycota, Tremellomycetes, Tremellales, Cryptococcaceae.
AUGUACCUCCUACCUCUCAUCACCUUACCCCUGCUCAUCUCAGCUUCUCCUCAUCCAAGAAAACAUACUCAGACUGAUCCCACUGUGAUACUCGAAUCAUGCGAUAACAGCGUCACCUUGACUGGAAGACAUGAUCAGUCGUUCAAUCAGGAUCUAUACCUCGGUAUACCCUAUGCUCAACCUCCUAUCGGUCAUAGAAGAUUCCGACUCCCCGAGCCAUAUACCUACAAUGAAGAUUUGGUAGUUCAACAACAUGGUCCAGCAUGUUUGCAAGCACCCAAUACCACUGCUGAAGGACAGUACGGGAUGAGCGAGGAUUGUCUGUUCCUCGACGUAUAUACUCCUCAUCGACCAGAGUGGAAGAACGAGAAGUUACCAGUAUUGGUCUACAUUCACGGAGGCAGUUUCAUCGAAGGUACAGCAUCGAUCUAUAAUGGAUCUUAUUUUGUCGCCCACUCUCAGGAGCUUGGAAAACCUAUAAUUCUCGUAGUAACAAAUUUCCGAUUAGGUAUAUUCGGCUUCGGUUACGGAUCAGGAAUCGCUGAGAAUGGAGCUGCCAACUUAGCCAUGAGAGAUAAUAUCGCUGCCUUACAAUGGGUAAAAGAGCAUAUACAUUCUUUCGGAGGUGAUCCUAACAAGGUUACUGUUCUAGGUGGAUCAUCUGGUUCAGUGGCGAUAUCACUCCUAUACCUCAAUCCAGAGUUUGAUUUGUUUAGAUCAGCCAUCAUGUCCUCAGGCUCACAGAAUUCACCUCCGAUGGGACCAACAGGUACAACUUGGGAAGAGGCUUACCAAUAUCUAUUGGAAAUCACCAAUUGUACUACUCCUCAACAAGAUACAACCCCUUUCGAAUGUCUGAGAUCGUUCCCUGCUGAUAUUCUGUUGGAAGCUCAACUUGCGUUGAAAGCUGAUCCGAGGUGGAGUACGAGUUUCAUCUUCGGACCGAGUAUUGACGGCGAUCUAAUCCCAAAAUCACCCUACGAGUUACUCGAAGAAGGUAAAUUCGCUAAAAUUCCAUUUAUCGCUGGCAAUGUCAAAGAUGAAGGAACGGUCUUUACUGCGCCGACUGUUAACGCAUCUUCGCUAUUCGCCGUGCUCAAAGCGAUCGAGCCUAUCGAUCCUUCAUUAAUAUUGCUUGACGAGCUACAAGACGCCUAUCCGGAUGAUCCUUCUAUAGGACCUUUUGACACUGGUGAUGAAAUGUUUGGAUUGGAUCCUACGUAUAAACAAGCUGCAGCUAUAUUUGGAGACGUAGCCUUCCAAGCUCCUCGAAGGCAUUUCUUACGGGCUGCAAACAGACAUGGCUUGAAGGAUACCUGGACAUACCAAUUCGAACAAAUCAGUCCCGAUAGAUCUGCUUACUUGGGUGUAUCUCACGCCACGGACGUACCGUACUUCUUCGGUACUGCCAGACCAGGUGUAGGCGAUGCACAUUAUUGGCAAUUCAACUAUACAGAGCAAGAUCACGAGCUGAGUGAUAUGAUGAUAGAUUAUUGGAUAAAUUUCAUCUACCACACUAAUCCAAAUCCGAUUCCAUCCAAUGAGGAAGAAUGUCUCGUGGAAUGGCCAAGAUACGACAUAGCCGAGGAAAGCAGGAACAUGUUGAAAUUAACAUUUGGUGAGGUAGAGGUAAUCAAAGAUGAUUACAGACAAGAUGCGAUGGAUGUGAUUUAUGGAAACUAUAACCAGUUUAAUUGGAAGAGAGAGACGAUCGAAUCCGAUUGA